Messenger RNA from Carassius auratus (goldfish), 2818 nucleotides. RefSeq lists its product as uncharacterized. Lineage: Eukaryota; Metazoa; Chordata; Actinopteri; Cypriniformes; Cyprinidae. The record is from RefSeq and is a predicted model, not a curated record. The transcript has 2 exons. Bases 143 to 1180 code for a protein of 345 amino acids.
CCGAGACUCUCGCCCUCUGAGGCUUUGAGAGCCAUUUUUGUUUCAUGGCAGGGAGCUCAGCAGCUCUCAUUUCAAUGCUCUCAUAAGGGACUCGGUUAAAGACACCUGAAGUCCUUAUGCAUACCAGCUGUGAAGGUGCACCAUGAAUUGUGAAGAGCAGGGCAUGGGGAGAGUAGUCCAUUCCUGGGCCAGAUUUGCCCCAGCUGGACAAACUGCCCUCGAAGAGGCCCUGAGGGUCUUUAACCCCAUGGCCAGGGACCUGUCGGACACCGAGAGACAAAUGGUGUCCUUUCUUCAAGAGCUGAGGAAGGAGGGAGCCAAGCCUGUGAUUUUGAGGAGCAAAGAUGUGUAUGGAUACACGUCUUGCACCACAGAGCCAAUUACUUCCAGGAUUGGCAGCAAGGUUCAGAGAGUGUCGAAACCUUCCAAGAAGAAAGGGCGGAAGGUUUUGAGCAAGACCAAGGAUGUGAAUUAUGCGAUGCUAAGUAGAGCAGCAAAGACUAUUCUCCAAAACCAACCCAAGAUCCUGCUUACCAAUCUCUCGGUGGACACUCUUAAGCAGAAUGUUGCAUCGACAAUGCUAAAUAAACAUUCUGUUCAAGCACAGCAGUGCCUCAAGCUAACAAACAUAAAGGGGUUGACCGGAGGCCACACUGCAAGGUUGCAAAUUCACUUUGGUGCAGAUUCAAAAAGUGCCCCAAGUUUUGCUCUGGGAAGGCCACCGGAUCUCUCGGGAAUUCCUCACUCACCAACCGAAAAUGGCAGUCAGACCUCAAAUGUAGUUGCCUUGGAUAACAAACAUGUUUUGUCGUGUCCGUUCAAAGUAGAAGAUGCCCUGAUUGGAGACUCUGCCCCAGUCGUCUGUCAGAAUGGGUUCGGUCUUAAAGAUGGUAGCAUUUAUAAAAAGAUGGAAACUGUAUCAGGUAAACCUGAUGUGAUGACCAGUGGUCUGGACAGUGGUUCAGUGAGGAGACUCCGUUUCCAAAGCUAUAACUGGUCCCAGUCAGCACUCACCAAUGGCCAAGACGUUUCUAGAUUUAAUGGCAAUGGUCUUGAAUGGAAGGUUAUAAAAGUAGAUGAUUCAGUCACGGAUGAGGAGGUGAGGAGAAAGGCACAGAAAAUCUUGCAAGUUAACUUGUCGCCUGUGAUACAGAUCCAUCCCCUUGUUGACUCUGUAUAGACCCUUGCUGCAGAUUUUUUGUUUCAUUUCCUUUUUUUUCCUUUUUUUUUUUUCUUGUUUCACAGAGUUGCAUUUUCUGGAAACAAACCCAAGGUUAUCUCUGGAUUGGGAGCAUUGCAGUUACCUCCAAAUUUUCCAUUGUUGUCAAGUAGUUACUGACAUCAUAAUCCAAAGAUGGGAUACUUUUUUCUGCUCUCACAGUAUUUUGUUUCCUCAACACAUCCCAACCUACCUUUUAUUUUGUGUAUUUUUAUCUAACUUCUGAAGGAUUGGACUGAUGAGCAAAACCUUAUUUAUGACUAUGCAGUUCCCAGAAUGCUCCUUUUGUUGGAAAAAUGGGCAUGGACUGCUGUCUUACUGGAUCAUGGGAACAGACUGAAAUUGUAGAGUGAUUUAUUACAUGCUACUGCUUGAAAAGACAAUGAUAGCCUAACCUAAUUUGGUAUUUAUGGCUUUCUUCGUCCUUGGAUCCUGCUGAUGUCUAUGUCACCCAGGUUUUUUGACAUCACCAGUUUUGUAAUAUGUUAGUCUGCUGGCAUAGACUGCAUAUGACACUUUUGUUUAGACUCUAACAUGUUCAAAUUGGGGGCACUUUUUACACAUUAAUUUAAUUUCAGGGCAAAAUAAAUGGCCUUAUUCUUUGAGAUGAGUUGAAUAUAACUGAAUCUUUGUACGCUUUCCUUCUCGAUGUACUUGUUUCUUUCUGCACUCCACUUUUCAUAAAUUCCUCUGUUUCUUUUAAUGUGCCAAUCCUAGUUUUUCAUGAUUUUACAGUUUUGUUGGUACCAUGACCACAAAGAAUUGCAAAAAAAAAAUUCUUAGUUUUCAGAGUUCUCAGAAUCCCGUCAAGCAGUGGACUUGCUUGUCCAUUGGUUGAACGUACCUCAAACACUUGAACAAGAAAAUGCUGUCCUCAUCAGUCCUGCAGUUAAUUAUGUAUAUUGCUCAUUCCAUGCAUCCGUUAGUUGUUCAGUCCUUGUUUUUGUUUAACGAUUUGUGGCGCCUUGACGUGGCAAUCUUGAUCGCCUUCUACACAUUUAACUAAAUUCUGAAAAUUACAAACUGAUCUUCAAAAGGGUGGUGUUGAUGCAGCGAUUUCUGAAGGAAGCAAAUUGGAAAAGAAAAACUUAAUUUAGGUUGUUUGCUAAAUCUCCCCAAGAUGUUUUACUAAGGUCAAUGUUCUGCCUCACCAGGUUCCAUUUGUUGAUGGUGAUACAUGUGCAUAGAGCAAUCAUUUUAAGGCACAACAGGAUGGAUGCUUGCUUUUUGUGCACAAGAGGUACACAUAUGUGAGAUUUAAGUAAGCGUUUAACAAGCCUUAAGGCCUUUGGUUCAUAAAUUUAAAACAAAAAAAUCAAACUAAUGUAGAUUAUGGCAAUGCAGCAGUCUAUUUAUCAUUUAAUUUUUUAUUUAUAUACAUUUAAGUUUAGAGUUAACCAGCAUAUGGGUUCCAUUUGAGAAAAAAAAACAAAAAAAAAAACUUUUGUCCACACACAAAAUACAAGCCGAUUUUGUUUUCCUGUUAAUCAAUUUUUAUUUUCAUCCAGUUGAAUCCGUGACACUCAAAAGCUGUAAAUGUCAGUGUUGUAUCUUUAGUUACUGUUAUCACGUUGUGGAUUAAAAUAUGUUUGAGAAGUG